AUGGCUGUGGUAUCGUUCCUGGAAGAACUGGAUCCUCAGGCCUUUGGUCUCUCAAGCGACAUCAGGGUCUUGAGCGACUUGUCGGAUAUCCAUGCGACCACAGGAAGAUCCAACCCAACUGCAGUGCCUUUGCUCAACUUCCAGGAGGGCUUUGACCAGACGAAAGCAUUGGGACACAAAGUCAGCCAGGAACUCGUUGGCGUGGCCGAAGAAGGUAUCAAAGUGAUCUCGGAUGUCGUCCAGGAUGGGUACUCAAAAUUCUUUGGAAGGUUUUUGACAACCUCUGAUGGAAGCACGCCCUUUGGUGUCGGUAGUCCAAGAGUCCAGAAUCAGACACGGGGGACAAGGUCAUUGUCAGCAGCCUCUUCGCUUGCGGCGACUGCUGCAGCUGCAGCGGCGGCAUCUGUGAGCCCAGCAAACUCUCUGGAGGAGGAACGGAAGCGGAGAGCAGCAGCUGUGACGAACGCGAUGACAAAUGCAGGGCCACGGACAGGAUCGGGAUUGCCGGAUGAGAAGAGCCGGAUCUCGGGACUGGUAAGUCCGGCAGAGGCUACGAGCAAUGUCUCGGCUGUGAGUGUGGAUGGAUCUGCAGGCACGACUGGCGUGGAAAAGUCCAGUCCUCAUGACAGCGCAAUGGAAGCCGCCGCAAGGAAUCGUGUGCUCGACUUUCUUCGGACAGCAGAUGGUCCUCAGAUCCAUUUCAUGGCGUGCACGAAUUCUGGAGACCUCCGACUCAGCGAUAUCAAAGGUUUGUUGGAGGAUUACCAGAGAAUCGGCAAGAUGUUGGAGCAGGCUAAGAAACUCGCCUAG
Linnemannia hyalina is the source of this 810-nucleotide messenger RNA. Lineage: Eukaryota; Fungi; Mortierellomycota; Mortierellomycetes; Mortierellales; Mortierellaceae. The record is from the annotation of a GenBank genome assembly.